GUCCACUCCAUUUCACCGUUCGUGAAGGAUUUAGGAGACCAGUUUGAAACUUGAAUAGAGGCUUUGAUAGGCUCCCAUCUCCGCGGCGACUCACUCUGACGCUCAUUACCAUCGUGAAUUUCCUCGGAGUCUACUUCACAAUCCGAUCAGUGAACCCACAAAACCUACUUCAAUUCCUCAAAUCCAAGCUCCACCACCACUCUGAUUACCGCCAUUAUGAUCUCCGCUCUUCAGCUGGGCCGCGACGGUGGAUUCUUUCUGACACGAUCACACAACUUUCGAGUGGAUGGCCCGCAGUCUCGCCAACACCAACAGGCUUUCCGACCUCACCAUCCAUUUCACGGCUCCAAACCCUUGUCCUUGCAGUGAAGGUUUGAUCAGCUCAAACAGGCAAACGUCUUCUGUCUCCAACUCCUUGUCGUCUGUGAAAGCACCCCAUCCUAGUCCCAGAUUCAAGCCACCACGGUCCCUCCAAGAGAAUCGAAUCACCCACUCUCCUCCUCUGCUGCUGUUGGAAUCUCUCACCUUCAUCUGGCUGCAAUUCGGGCUCAGAUACUUGUUGGCAAACUCACCCGGUUGUAGUGCUGCACAAUCAGCAUGAAUGAAGGAUUCUUAAGCUUGAGGUUCAUUGCAGCUAAGAUCGCCCUCUCCCCUGAUGGAGUAGCCUUCUUGCAUAUCUUUUCAAAGCUCCUGCCCACUAUGGGCUCAAUUAUAUCCCCUGAUCUCCCCUCUUCAUGCUCAUCUUUCACAAAUUCACAAAUUUGUACAUUAUAAAGUCUCAUGCUUUGACUGUCAUACCAAGAAAGAAGCAAACUUGAAGGUAGUGGGUAAAAGAUCUUACUUGGUUUGGAGCCAUGAUGAUUUCUUGGCCUCCUCACAGGAUCACCAGUUGGGUACUCGAUUUCACAGCUGCUUGGAUCAUAGAUCCGGACAUGGAAGUUGGAGCUCCCUUUGUACUUGAACACCAACAAAUAGGCAUGGCUGAUUGAGUAGUGAGCUGUGAACUCAGACCAACCACGGCCCAGCAUCUUCAUCCUAUCGCUCUUUCUCUUUACAAUCUCCAUCUUCCAGGUUCGCCCAUCGGGAAGGCUGAAAGUUGCAAACCUGUCAAGCUCACCUUCGUGUUGCCUCACAAACUUCAUCGGCAGAAGCUGCCAUUACGUAAGAAAAAUAAGAAACGACUCAAAGUGAGUUCACAUACAGCAAACUGCAGAUCUAAGAAAGAUGAGCAAACAGAGAAGAAGGCAAUGCAGAAGAAGAAAGCAAGUAGGUUGCUUGCUUACCAACUUCUUCUCAUCAAUGGCAGAUUGAAGAACGAUUUUGAAGAAAGAUGGAGAACCCAUUGUUGUUCUGCCCUACACUACUUGAUUCUUUCACUUCUCGAUAGCACUUUUGCUUAGGUUUUCUCUGCUGGUUCUUUCAAGAAUGGAGUACCAGCAGUCUGUUUUGAAUGGUAUUCUUAUCAUGUGCCUUACUUGCCAUGUUUGGUUAAAGGAGAGUCCCAGAGAGAAUUGAAGAUGCAAUGGACGUUUGUGACACUUUCAGGAAUGAAGAUGGGGACCUUAAGCUGUAUUGCUUUAUGACUUUGUCAAAAUCAAAAUGUACCUCGAAAUAGAAACUGUACAAACAGAGUGCGCUACCACUUAAUGUGGAAUAUGGAAUCUAUUGCAACAUAAAUUAUAUCAUAUUUUUCCAGC
Linum tenue is the source of this 1697-nucleotide messenger RNA. NCBI's taxonomy places the organism in Eukaryota, Viridiplantae, Streptophyta, Magnoliopsida, Malpighiales, Linaceae. The record is from the annotation of a GenBank genome assembly.